Messenger RNA from Biomphalaria glabrata, 1567 nucleotides. Its product is annotated as gastric triacylglycerol lipase-like. The record is from RefSeq and is a predicted model, not a curated record. Gene Ontology annotation, molecular function: hydrolase activity, acting on ester bonds. The transcript is spliced from 9 exons. Lineage: Eukaryota; Metazoa; Mollusca; Gastropoda; Planorbidae. Bases 280 to 1458 code for a protein of 392 amino acids.
UGACUCUCAACGAAAAUGUUUAUUAGAAAACGUGAAAACAGAAAUUAUUUGAACAGUUCGUAGUAUUGGAACCUUGACCUUUGGUAGUAUCGGAACCUUGACCUGUGAUUGCUUUUUUUUUUUGUUUAAUGUGCUAAAAGAUAGUCGUUUAUUAAAAUUGUCAGCACAGUCCAACAGAUAAAGUGUGUGUGUAGUUUCAAGAAUUUCAAUGGAUUGUUACAUGGUUUGACAAAGAGGAUUAUUUUAAGAUUCUUGUUACCCUACUAAAGCAAAGGCAAGAUGGCUUCAAUUUGGAUGCUCUGUCUAAUGGUGUCAAUGUCAAGUCAAGUCACUUUGUCAGAUGUCAGUGUAGAUCCCGAGGUGUUUAUGAAGGCGACUGAACUCAUCACCAGUAAAGGAUUCCCUUGUGAGAACUAUUACAUCACUACAGAAGACGGGUACAUUCUCAAUACAUUACGUAUACCACAUGGGCGGCACAAUGGGGAUCGAAAAGGCCCGAGGCCGGUUGUAGUUCUACAGCAUGGACUGAUGGGCAGCUGUUCCAACUACCUGGACAACCUUGUAAACCAAAGCCUGGCCUACAUCCUGGCGGACGCCGGGGCUGAUGUCUGGCUAGGCAACAGUCGUGGCACUAUCUACUCAACUAACCAUACACACCUGAAUCCGAAGAAAAAAGAGUUUUGGCAAUUCAGUUGGGAUGAGAUGGCCAAGUACGACCUCCCGGCCAUGAUCAACUUCGUUCUUAACACGUCUGGAGUGGACCAGAUUUUUUACGUGGGACAUUCUCAAGGAACCACUAUUGCCUUUGCGGAGUUUGGAGAAAAUCCAGAUCUAGCUUCCCAUAUUAAACAUUUCAUAGCUAUGGCGCCCGUGGCACAAGUCUGGAACACCAAGUCACCUAUCAAGGUUUUAGCCCCCUUUGCAAAAGAUAUAGGGGUGUUUCUCCAACUGUUUGGUAGUGGUGACUUUAACGUGAGUCCAGAGAUCAUGCAGCUGCUGGCUGGGACACUGUGCAACUCUAACAAACUUCUUUGUGAGAAUAUUUUGUUUCUUCUUGGAGGCUUUGACUACACCUCUAUGAAUCAGUCGAGGGUUCCUGUCUAUGUGGCCCACAAUCCAGCAGGGACGUCAGUGAGAGACAUGUUACAUUGGGGUCAGGCCAUAAAUUCCAAAAACUUCCAGCAUUACGAUUAUGGCUCAGCUUCAGAAAAUAUGAAACAUUAUGGACAGCCAACUCCACCAUUAUAUGAUCCAAGAAAGGUCAAAGUUCCUGUAGCUAUUUUUAGAGGCGAUCAGGAUUGGCUGGCGGACCCAACAGAUGUAAAAUGGCUGCUUCCUCAGCUGAAUGUUACUCACGACGUCAAUAUUCCACAUUAUGAGCAUUUGGAUUUUAUCUGGGCAUUUGAUGCACCGACCUAUAUUUAUAGCACUAUUCUUAAAAUUGUUUUUUCAAGCUAGUCAAAACAUCAAACACUAAAUAUACUAGAGACAGACAUUUAAGAUUGUCCUAGACCAAAAUGUUCUACUGUUAUUGUUACGAAAAUAAAAUCUUGUUUUAAAAUUGUUA